Messenger RNA from [Torrubiella] hemipterigena, 2340 nucleotides. The record is from the annotation of a GenBank genome assembly. NCBI's taxonomy places the organism in Eukaryota, Fungi, Ascomycota, Sordariomycetes, Hypocreales, Clavicipitaceae.
AAAAAAAGAAAUCAGGUAAAUUAAAUUAAAUUCAAAACACAUUUUAUGCCGUUCCCUCUUGGACAAUGCUCCUUACAGCUGUCUUCAGCGUGGAGCUUGACACCUGCCACCACCUGCCAGCCAGCUUACAGCCCCGGAUUUGGCACCUGAGACACCUGCGCGCCAGACGCCUUCACAUGUGAAUGCUUGCGGCAAUCCCACGAGCCACGCCCACGGCUGCCCAUCUCGGUAAUCCUGGGGCCUCAUAGGAUUUAAGGCUUCGCUUGGCUCACCUCACCCACUGUUGUUCUGAACUCUCUUUUUAAACGCCUCCUUUCCCCUUCUCCCCAAUCCCUCUAUUCCCUCCUCAUCCCAUCAACCCUCCCAUCACAUAGCCCACCAUGUCCAAGACAUUUACUGUCAGCGACGUCGCUACGCACAACAAGCCCGACAACCUCUACAUCAUUGUCGACGGCGAUGUCUACGAUUUGACCCAGUUCCAGGAUGACCACCCUGGCGGCAAGAAGAUCCUCCAGCGUGUCGCUGGCAAGGACGCCUCCAAGCAGUUCUGGAAGUACCACAACGAGGGCAUCCUCAAGAAAUACCAGGCUAAGCUCCAGGUCGGCUCUCUCGACACAAAGCCUAAGCCUCCUCCCAAGGCUGAGCCUGUUGCUGAGCCUUCCCCCAAGACCGUUGCUGCCGCUCAGAAGGAGAUUUCCCACACUCACGAGGAGUCUGAGCCUCUCGAGGCCUUUGGUGAACAGAUCCCCUUUGGUGAUCCCUCUUGGUACCAGCACUACCACUCUCCUUACUACAACGAAACACACGCCGCUCUUCGUGCCGAGAUUCGCGAGUGGGUUGAGAACGAUAUCGAGCCAUACGUGACCGAAUGGGACGAGGCCAAGCGAGUUCCUGAGGAGAUCUACAAGGAGAUGGGCCGCCGAGGUUACUUGGCUGGUCUCCUUGGUGUCAAGUACCCCACCGAGUACGCCUCCGGUAUCAAGUCGGUUCCUACUGACAAGUGGGAUCUCUUCCACGAGAUGCUUCUCACUGAUGAGCUGUCUCGCACUGGCUCUGGUGGUUUCGUCUGGAACCUCAUCGGUGGCUUCGGCAUUGGCUGCCCUCCCGUCAUGAAGUUCGGUAGCCAGGCUCUCAAGGACCGCAUCAUGCCUGGUAUCCUGAGCGGUGACAAGCGCAUCUGCUUGGCCAUUACCGAGCCUGAUGCUGGUAGUGAUGUCGCCAACUUGACUUGCGAGGCCAAGCUUAGCGAGGAUGGCAAGCACUUCAUCGUCAACGGUGAGAAGAAGUGGAUCACCAACGGUAUCUGGUCCGACUACUUCACCACCGCUGUCCGCACUGGCGGCCCUGGCAUGAACGGUGUCAGCUUGCUGCUCAUUGAGCGUGGUGAGGGUGUCAGCACCCGCCGCAUGGACUGCCAGGGUGUCUGGUCCAGUGGUACCACCUACAUCACCUUUGAAGAUGUCAAGGUCCCUGUUGAGAACUUGCUCGGCAAGCAGAACCAGGGCUUCCGUGUCAUCAUGACCAACUUCAACCACGAGCGUAUUGGUAUCAUCAUCCAGUCCCUCCGCUUCGCCCGUGUCUGCUUCGAAGAGUCCGUCAAGUACGCCAACAAGCGCCGCACAUUCGGCAAGAAGCUUAUUGAGCACCCUGUUAUCCGCAUGAAGCUCGCCCACAUGGCCCGCCAAAUUGAGGCUUCUUACAACUGGCUCGAGAACCUGGUUUACCAGUGCGAGCAGAUGGGUGACACCGAGGCCAUGCUUCGUCUUGGUGGCCCUAUCGCCUCUCUCAAGGCUCAGGCUACCAUCACCUUCGAGUUCUGCGCCCGUGAGGCUUCCCAGAUCUUCGGUGGUCUCUCCUACUCUCGCGGCGGACAAGGUGGCAAGGUUGAGCGCUUGUACCGUGAUGUCCGUGCUUAUGCCAUUCCUGGCGGCAGUGAAGAAAUCAUGCUGGAUCUCUCCAUGAGACAGAGUUUGAGAGUUGCCAAGGCCAUGGGGAUGAAGCUGUAAUAAGUUUAAGUUGUUUUUGACGAGAUACCAUUGAAACAGAGAAAAUUGAGCUAGGAAGGGGCAUGUGGACAUAAGCAUUUACGAAAUUGGGCAUUCUAGAAAAGUUGUCAUUGUAUGAAUAAAACAGAAAAGAAUAUUAGAUUAUCAUACCAAAAUUACCUGAUAAAUACUUUAAAAUCAUUAACGUUCCAAUAUGGUCAACCCGUCUGUUGUUUGUCUGAGCUCUGAACAUGACUAGAGGCCGCAGCUCGGAGAUUGAACAAGAUUCUGGCGUUGCAUAGCAGAUAAAAUGGGCACUGUGAAUAUGGAAAUAAUUAUUUGACAUUAAUUUCAA